AUGCCCGCCCCUUACAAACUCAUCAUCCUCCGCCACGGCCGCUCAGAAUGGAACGAAAAGAACCUCUUCACAGGCUGGGUUGACGUCCCACUCAACGAACAAGGAAUCAAAGAAGCCACUCAAGCCGGGAAACUGCUCAAAAAACACAACUACCUCCCCGAAAUCCUCUUCACCUCCCUCCUCCGCCGCGCCAUCGUCACCGCUGACCUCGCUCUCGACGAAGCUGACAGACUCUGGAUCCCCGUCAAGCGAUCCUGGAAACUCAACGAACGCCACUACGGCGGUCUGCAGGGUCUCGACAAAGCUGAAGCCGCUGAACGAGAAGGUGCAGAACAAGUCCAUAUCUGGCGGAGGUCGUUUGAUGUUCGGCCUCCUGCUACGAGUGAGGAGUAUCGGAAGUCAGAGGAUGAAGGUGGGAGGUAUGCUUCGCAAGGGAUUGAAGUGCCGGCUACGGAGUGCUUGAAAGAUGUGCUUGUGAGGGUUCUGCCGUAUUGGACGGAGGAUAUUGUGGGUGAGUUGAAGAAGGGGAGGACGGUGUUGAUCGCGGCGCAUGGGAAUAGUUUGAGGGCGUUGAUGAAGGAGCUGGAGGGGAUUAGUGAUGAGGAUAUUCCGGGCGUGGAGAUUCCGACGGGGGUGCCGAUUGUUUAUGAGUUGGAUGAGGAGUUCAAGGGGAAAGGGAGGCAGUUGGAGUGA
Molecule: messenger RNA, 693 nt
Organism: Zymoseptoria tritici IPO323
Lineage: Eukaryota; Fungi; Ascomycota; Dothideomycetes; Mycosphaerellales; Mycosphaerellaceae
Gene: GPM1
Product: phosphoglycerate mutase 1
Exons: 1
Coding region: 1-693 (230 amino acids)
Biological process (GO): glycolytic process
Molecular function (GO): intramolecular phosphotransferase activity
Source: RefSeq, a predicted model, not a curated record